GGUUUUGCUUUGUGUGUUGGGGUGGUCGGUCGCCCUCUCUGUGCCAGAUCCCAGACUAGCUGAGUUGAUCCUUCAGCCCAUUCCCGGAGAUCAGAUCCACCAGCGCACCUCCUCCUGCGGAGUCAUGAAGGGGGAUCCGCAUUCUCGGCCCCUUUCCAGCGGAACAGAGCAUCCGUCCAGGCUUCAGAAAGACGAAGAGGAAGAGGAGGACCCCCCCGGUGCAGAAGAAGGGUCGCCCAAGUCCCCACUCUGGGUCUUCGGUUACGGUUCGCUGGUUUGGAGACCUGAUUUUGAAUUCACUUCCCGCAAAGUGGGCUAUAUCCGGGGCUACAGCCGCCGCUUCUGGCAAGGGGACACCUUCCACCGGGGUAACGAAAAAACGCCUGGAAGAGUGGUCACCCUUCAGGAAGAUUAUAAUGGGUGCACAUGGGGUAUUGGCUAUGAACUUCGCGGGCAUCAAAUUGCUGCUGUCCUUAAGUAUUUGAACAUGCGGGAAGCAGUGCUUGGAGGCUAUGACACCAAGCUGCUGAAGUUUUAUCCCCAGGAAGAAGAGGCAGAUGAGCCUAUUCUAGCCCUUGUUUAUAUUGCAACACCUCAGAAUCCCUCCUAUCUGGGGCCAGCAUCUGAAGAGGAUAUUGCAGCUCAAAUUAUAGUCUCCAGUGGGCGCGCUGGCCACAACAUUGAGUACCUUCUGCGGCUGGCGGACUUCAUGCGCUACUGUUGCCCUCAAGUAGAGGAUGAACAUUUGUUCUCGAUUGAGGAAGCCCUGAUCUCUAUCCUGCCCUGUAUAUAUCCUGCUGAGGACCCCUUGGUACAAUGAAUUUGACUGAUUGAAUUUGACAGUAUUCACAAAAAUGAUUGGAUGAACACUUUUUAACCAAGGUCAUGACUGAAUACGUGAUCUAAUGCAACUGAAGCCAGGUUUAAAAACCUGUAGAUGUAUAGACAUUGGGAGAGAAAAGUAGUGGAGCAACGGUGAUAGAACUACGGUUUAAGUAGCAUUGCACUCCAGACUUGGGAGUAGAGAUUGGAGAGAUCCAUUACUAUUCUACCAGCUGCCGGCAGUACAAAACUGGUUGAAAAAUACUUCCCAGUCUCACUUGUACACUCCAGAGAUUAAGUCCUACUGAAUUUAAUAGGGCUUACUUUCAGAGUCCAUGCAAGUGGUACUACUGCUUUUUUGCACUUAUUCACAGUGUUCUUUGAAUUGUUGAAGAGAAAGGG
This is a messenger RNA of Protobothrops mucrosquamatus (brown spotted pit viper), 1224 nucleotides long. Its product is annotated as glutathione-specific gamma-glutamylcyclotransferase 1-like. Lineage: Eukaryota; Metazoa; Chordata; Lepidosauria; Squamata; Viperidae. Gene Ontology annotation, biological process: glutathione catabolic process. Bases 125 to 820 code for a protein of 231 amino acids. The record is from RefSeq and is a predicted model, not a curated record. Gene Ontology annotation, cellular component: cytoplasm. The transcript has 3 exons. Gene Ontology annotation, molecular function: glutathione specific gamma-glutamylcyclotransferase activity; gamma-glutamylcyclotransferase activity.